This is a messenger RNA of Menidia menidia (Atlantic silverside), 2100 nucleotides long. NCBI's taxonomy places the organism in Eukaryota, Metazoa, Chordata, Actinopteri, Atheriniformes, Atherinopsidae. The record is from the annotation of a GenBank genome assembly.
AUGGCUGAGGGAGCAGCGAGUACAGUUGGAGCUGGUUCCGAUGUCAACACAGCUGGAAAUCCAACCGAAAUUGCUAUGGCAUAUCUACAAGACGAGAAGACUGAUGGGGACAUUGCCAACCUUAACCUUGGGGACCUGGACCUCACCACGGAUGAGUUUAUCUUAGAUGAAGUCGACAUUCAUAUCCAGGCCAAUCUCGAAGAUGAUCUUGUGAAGGAGGCUCUCAAAACGGGCGUUGAUCUCCGUCAGUACUCCAAACAGGUGGAAGCAGAGCUGCAGAGGAUCGAACAGGCCUCUAUCAAAGAUUACAUUAAGGAGAGCCGGAACAUUGCUCUUCUGCACAAUCAGAUCACUGCCUGUGACUCCAUACUAGAGCGUAUGGAGGGCAUGCUGAGCGGUUUCCAGAGCGAUCUGUCCUCCAUCAGCAGUGAAAUCCAGACCCUGCAGCAGCAGUCCGUCAGCAUGAACAUCCGGCUGAAGAACAGGCAGGCCGUUCGCAGCCACCUCAGCCAGCUGGUGGACGAGCUGGUGGUCCCCGAAGCCAUGAUCUCCACUAUUCUAGACAGUCCAGUGACAGAGCAGGAGUUUUUGGAGCAGCUCCAUGAACUCAACAACAAGAUCAACUUUGCCAAAGAGCUGAGCUUCAGAGAGACGCUGGCCUGCUCUGACAUCCAGGACAUCGUCGACCGCCUCAAACUGAAGGCAGUUUCAAAGAUCCGAGAGUUCAUUCUUCAGAAGAUCUACUCCUUCAGGAAACCUAUGACGAACUACCAGAUCCCACAGAACACUUUGCUGAAAUACAGAUUUUUUUAUCAGUUCCUUUUGGCUAAUGAGAGGACGGUUGCCAAGGAGAUCAGAGACGAAUAUGUGGACACUAUGAGCAAGAUUUAUUACAGUUACUUCAAAUCAUACAGCGGCAGGCUGCUGAAAGUGCAGUAUGAAGAGAGCAGAAACACUAUCUUCACUCUGGGCCAGAGGGGGGCCAUACUGAGCCCAGCUGAGCUGGAGGGGCCCAUCCUGGUUCCACACACGGCUCAGAGAGGAGACAGCAGGUACCCGUAUGAAACACUGUUCCGCAGUCAGCACUACGCCCUGCUGGACAACGGCUGCAGAGAAUUCCUCUUCCUGUCUGACUUCUUUAUGGUGACUGGAAACUCUGCUCUCGACCUCUUCAACAGCAUUAUGGGAAAAACUCUCAGCAUGUUCCUGAAGAGUAUGUCCACCUACGUGUCGGACUGCUACGACAGCAUCGCCGUCUUCCUGUGCAUCCACAUCGUCCUCAGGUUCAGGGCCAUCACAGCAAAGAGGACCAUCCCCGCUCUCGACAAGUACUGGGAGGCUGUGUUGGAGCUGCUGUGGCCCAGAUUCGAACUAAUCCUGGAGAUGAACAUCCACAGCAUCAGAAACACGGACCCUCAGAAACUGGGAGUGCUGGACACCCGCCCACACUACAUCACUCGCCGUUACGCUGAGUUCUCCUCAGCCAUCGUCAGCAUCAACCAGACGUUCCCCAACGAGCGGACCAAUGCUCUGCUGGGACAGCUGCAGGUUGAGGUAGAAAACUUUGUGCUGAAGAUGGCUGCAGAGUUUCCUUCCAGAAGAGACCAGCUCAUCUUCCUCAUCAACAACUAUGACAUGAUGCUCAGCGUCCUCAUGGAGAGGGCGGCAGAUGACAGUAAAGAGGUGGAAGGUUUCCAGCAGCUGCUUCUGGCCAGAACACAGGAGUUUAUCGAGGAGAUUCUGUCGCCCCCUUUUGGAGGGAUGAUCGCUUUUGUGAAGGAGGCCGAGGCACUGAUGGAGAAAGGCCAGCUCGAUCGACUAAAGAAUGAGGAAGCUCGAAUCACUCAGCUAGUUCGGGGGUUUUCCAGUACGUGGAAACAGUCUGUUGAGUCGAUGAGUCAAGAUGUCAUGAGGUCUUUCACGAACUUCAAGAAUGGAACCAGCAUCAUACAGGGCGCCCUAACCCAACUGAUCCAGUACUAUCAUGGUUUCCACAAGGUCCUCAACCAGCCAACGUUCCGCAGCCUGGCUGUCCGCUCCGAGCUCAUCAACCUACACCACCUCAUGGUGGAAGUCAAAAAGCACAAACCCAACUUCUAA